Messenger RNA from Octodon degus (degu), 1088 nucleotides. RefSeq names its product gap junction protein delta 2 (gene Gjd2). Lineage: Eukaryota; Metazoa; Chordata; Mammalia; Rodentia; Octodontidae. Gene Ontology annotation, biological process: cell communication. The record is from RefSeq and is a predicted model, not a curated record. Gene Ontology annotation, cellular component: connexin complex. The transcript is spliced from 2 exons. Bases 88 to 1053 code for a protein of 321 amino acids.
CCCGGAGGUGCGGCCCGGGGAGGGGCCAGGAGCAGGAACGUGCCCGGUGCUGCCCAGUCUUUGUCUGCUGCCUCCGGAUGCACAGCGAUGGGGGAAUGGACCAUCUUGGAGAGGCUGCUGGAGGCCGCCGUGCAGCAGCACUCCACUAUGAUCGGGAGGAUCCUGUUGACGGUGGUGGUGAUCUUCCGUAUCCUCAUUGUGGCCAUUGUGGGGGAGACGGUGUAUGAUGAUGAGCAGACCAUGUUUGUGUGCAACACUCUGCAGCCCGGCUGUAACCAGGCCUGCUAUGACCGCGCCUUCCCCAUCUCGCAUAUACGUUACUGGGUCUUCCAGAUCAUAAUGGUGUGCACCCCCAGUCUCUGCUUCAUCACCUAUUCUGUGCACCAGUCUGCUAAGCAGCGAGAACGCCGAUAUUCUACUGUCUUCCUAGCUCUGGACAGAGAUGCCCCUGAGUCUAUGGGGGGCCCUGGAGGAACUGGUGGUAGUGGCAGUGGUGGAGGCAAAAGAGAAGAUAAGAAGUUGCAAAAUGCCAUUGUUAAUGGGGUGCUACAGAACACAGAGAACACCAGCAAGGAGACGGAGCCUGACUGUUUAGAAGUUAAGGAGCUGACUCCACACCCAUCAGGUUUGCGCACUGCAGCGAGAUCUAAGCUCCGAAGACAGGAAGGGAUCUCUCGUUUCUACAUUAUCCAAGUGGUGUUCCGAAAUGCACUGGAGAUUGGGUUUCUGGUUGGCCAAUACUUUCUCUACGGCUUUAGUGUCCCAGGGUUAUAUGAGUGUAACCGCUACCCUUGCAUCAAGGAGGUGGAGUGCUACGUGUCCAGGCCCACUGAAAAGACUGUCUUCCUAGUGUUCAUGUUUGCUGUGAGUGGCAUCUGUGUUGUGCUCAACCUGGCUGAACUCAACCACUUGGGGUGGCGCAAGAUCAAGCUGGCUGUGCGAGGGGCCCAGGCCAAAAGGAAGUCAGUCUAUGAGAUCCGGAACAAGGACCUGCCCCGGGUCAGUGUUCCCAAUUUUGGCAGGACUCAGUCCAGUGAUUCUGCCUAUGUGUGAAAGGGCAGGUUUUGGAAGGCCUGUGGGGUGACAAG